Rhipicephalus microplus (southern cattle tick) is the source of this 1116-nucleotide messenger RNA. Its product is annotated as cathepsin L-like peptidase. Gene Ontology annotation, biological process: proteolysis. Lineage: Eukaryota; Metazoa; Arthropoda; Arachnida; Ixodida; Ixodidae. Gene Ontology annotation, molecular function: cysteine-type peptidase activity. The record is from RefSeq and is a predicted model, not a curated record.
AUGCUACUGGCGACAAAGCUGAUCUCUGGCUUCUGCUCUGUUGACAAGGAGUACGCAAAAGAAGAGUGGAAAGUGUUCAAGCUUACUCACGGAAAAUACUAUCAUUCGAAACUGGAGGAAGAGAACAGGUUUGCCAUUUUCGUAAGAAACCUUGAGCUCAUCAUGGAGCACAACAAAAAAUACAAGGAAGGGAAUGUCAGCUUCAAACUGGCUAUGAACCGCUUCGGAGACGUGCUACAGUCUGAACUACGCCAAGCACCAGCAGUAAAACCAAGAAGAAGGUUCACCUUGAAACUCCCAUGCAGAGAUACACCGGAUGGACUCAAUAUCAGUGACCUGCCUGCCGAAGUGGACUGGAGGAAAGAAGGCGCCGUGACCCCUGUGCCUGAUCAAGGGUCGUGUUUGUCGUCGUACGCGUUCAGUGCCACUGGAGCUCUCGAAAGCCAGUGGUUCCGCAAAACUGGAAAGCUUGUCUCACUCAGUGCUCAAAAUAUUGUGGACUGUGGGGCCAUGUUUCACAACAGGAACUGUGAUGGUGGUUUUAUGGAUUCCACAUAUGGUUACAUCAAAGUCAACGGUGGUAUUGACAGUGAAGAAAGCUACCCAUACGUGGGAACAAAUUCCGACUGUGCAUUUGACCCAAGUGGGGUAGCUGCCACAGUGUCCAGCUUCGUGAACAUCAAUUCCGCAUCAGAGUCAACGCUAAUGACCAAAGUGGCUCUCGUGGGUCCGGUGUGUGCUUUUGUCGACAACAGCCAGUCUACGUUCACCUUCUACUCCGAAGGAGUGUAUCACGAUUUUGGAUGUCUCAAAGACAGUAUGCGCCAAGCUGUGCUGAUUGUUGGUUACGGAGCCACUAAAGAUGGCCAGAAAUACUGGAUUGUGCGGAAUUCAUGGGGCACCAAUUGGGGCCAAGAUGGCUACAUCCUCAUCAGAAGAGAUUCACACAAUGAAUGCGGAAUCGCCAGCUUCAUUACGUAUCCCGUCAUUUAACGCAUCAUAACUUGCUAUACAGAAUUUAAAGUGAAUGGCAAAUUUUGGCAACAUAUCUUGAAAUUUACAUUACAGAAAAUGCAAAAUAAAUCUCUGUGUGCCGUUUACACUUUUCACCGCACC